AUGGAGACGAAGUCUCCCACCGAGAUUAUGGCCGAUGAGCUCCUCAAGCGCGGCAACGAUGCCUACGAAGCGCGAGAAUUCGAAGAGGCUCUCAAUGAUGCACAUUUAGUCACAACUCUCGCACCAAAUUGGACUCCCGCCUAUUCGCGCAAAGCCUAUGUGCUUUGGUGCAUGGGUGAGAUCGGAAGAGCGCUCGAAGCCUACGAAAUCGCCAACUCGAUGGAGCCCCACGACGAAGAGGUAAAGCGUCACAUCGCCACGCUACAGAGCAUUCUCCAGGAGAAAGACACAUCUCUGCACCACGGAGACUCGAGCGGCUUGAUGGAGGAAGAGGAGCCGCGAAAACGCUCUGAAAAAGAAGUGACCCUCUCCGAAGACUUCGAGUGCGUUCUGUGCCUGAAGGUCUUCUACGACCCGGUCACCACCCCGUGCGGGCACACCUUCUGCCGCAGCUGCCUCUUCCGUGCCAUGGACCACGGCACGCAGUGCCCGCUGUGCCGCGGCGUGGUCCACCUGUCGUCGAACCACCCGGCCACCGUGACGCUCAAGAACAUCAUCAAGCGGCUCUUCCCCGACGAGUACCGCCAACGCGAGGAGGAAGCGCAGAAGGAGCUCAUCCAGGACGAGACCUGCAUGCCGCUCUUCCCGCUCAACGCGGUCGUCUACCCGGGCAUGCGCUUCCCAAUGCACAUCUUCGAGGCCCGCUACCGGCUCAUGCUCCGACGGUGCAUGGCUGGGGCCAAGACCUUCGGCCUCAUCAACAUCCGACGAGACAGCUCCGGCUCGUCGUGGGUGCCCUACGACGUGGGUUGCACGCUCGAGAUCAACAAGAUCAACAUUUUGCCGGACGGGCGAAGCUACAUCGACACUCGAUGCAAGCGGCGCUUCCGGGUGCUGGAGAAGUGGGAGAUGGACGGCUACCUGGUGGGCAAGAUUCAGUACAUCGACGACGAGAACAUGCGGGAAGAGGAAGCUGAGAUCUUCCGCCGACAAGUGCAAGAGACCAGGGGAUUGAUGAACGGCCUCCUGGCCUCUGGCAUUUGCGAGACGAACGAGCAGAUCAAGAAGCUGCUCACCCAGGCUGGCGACAUGCCCACCGACGACCUCCAGUUCUCGUACUGGAUGUCCACGAUCCUCCCCGUCAACACAGAUAUCAAGCAAGAGUUGCUCGAGAUGACGUCGACGACGAGGCGAUUCGCGCGGAUCCUCGACAUCCUGCGAAUCUACUUUGGCUUCUCCUACAACACCCAGCCGACCUUCUUCCCGCCGCCACCACCACAGCAGCAGCCACCACCUCUCACCGCCCUUCGAGGACUCUCUGGCGGCACCAUGGGCGGCGGCGGCGGCAUGCAAGGAAUGCAAGGAAUGGGCGGAGGAAUGAUGGGCGGCGUGGCGACGGGCGGCGGAGGAAUGCAAGGGCUGGGUGGCGGGGCGAUGGGCGGCUUCGGCAGAGGACAAGCGCCUGCGAGUGGAACGUCAACGGGCGGAGGCUUCCAGUACGGCGGCCCACAGCAACAGCAACAGCAACAGCAACAGCAGCGACCACCAGCGCUGCCCGAGAACUGCAUCCUCUCCUAG
Messenger RNA from Acanthamoeba castellanii str. Neff, 1578 nucleotides. Its product is annotated as zinc finger, C3HC4 type (RING finger) domain containing protein. The transcript has 7 exons. The record is from RefSeq and is a predicted model, not a curated record. Lineage: Eukaryota; Discosea; Longamoebia; Acanthamoebidae. Gene Ontology annotation, molecular function: protein binding. Bases 1 to 1578 code for a protein of 525 amino acids.